Parascedosporium putredinis is the source of this 720-nucleotide messenger RNA. NCBI's taxonomy places the organism in Eukaryota, Fungi, Ascomycota, Sordariomycetes, Microascales, Microascaceae. The record is from the annotation of a GenBank genome assembly.
AUGGCUCGUCGAUACGAUUCCCGAGUCGAGUACGCUUUGGAGGCCAUCUCCCACGCUGGCACAGCCAUUGGCAUCCUCGCCAAGGAUGGAAUCGUUCUUGCCGCGGAAAGGAAGGUGACUUCGAAACUUCUUGAGCAAGAUACCUCUGCUGAAAAGCUUUAUAUUCUCAACGACAACAUGAUAUGUGCUGUUGCCGGAAUGACAGCCGAUGCCAAUAUCCUCAUCACCUACGCGAGGCAAGUUGCCCAACGCUACCUUCUCACCUACAACGAAGAUAUUCCCUGCGAACAGCUCGUGCGGAGGUUGUGCGAUCUGAAGCAAGGCUACACUCAGCAUGGCGGUCUCCGACCCUUCGGUGUCUCCUUCAUCUACGCUGGUUGGGACCCUCGUCGCCAGUUCCAACUAUACCAUAGCAACCCUUCGGGCAACUACGGUGGAUGGAAGGCCACAAGCGCUGGCGCGAAUCACGCCAGUGCCCAGAGCUUGCUGAAGCAGGACUACAAGGAGGAUUGCACGCUUAAGGAAGCUUGCGCGCUCGCUGUCAAAGUACUCAGCAAGACGAUGGACUCUACAAAGCUCAGCAGCGAGAAGAUCGAAUUUGCGACAGUGGGCCAGACCAGCGAUGGCAAGAUCUACCAUCGCCUGUGGAGUGCGGACGAGAUCACAGCAUUGCUUAAGGAGCAUGACCUAGCCAAGGAUGAGGGCGCGGAGGAGAAGUAA